Globicephala melas (long-finned pilot whale) is the source of this 3149-nucleotide messenger RNA. It is a transcript of the gene PAGR1, whose product is annotated as PAXIP1 associated glutamate rich protein 1. Gene Ontology annotation, biological process: positive regulation of cell cycle G1/S phase transition; positive regulation of intracellular estrogen receptor signaling pathway. Gene Ontology annotation, molecular function: nuclear estrogen receptor binding. Gene Ontology annotation, cellular component: MLL3/4 complex. NCBI's taxonomy places the organism in Eukaryota, Metazoa, Chordata, Mammalia, Artiodactyla, Delphinidae. The record is from RefSeq and is a predicted model, not a curated record.
UGCGCAUGUGCAAACCUUCCCUUGCUUUCCUCAUCCAAGUAGCUUUGACUGAAACUGAGCCUCCCGCGCGAUCUCUGUGCGCCUGCGUAGUGUGACCGUGCGCAGCCCGGGAGGCGGGUCUUAGCUCCUAGGUGCGUAUGGCAGCUGAGGCGGCGAAACUUCGAGGUUUGGGGAGAGGGUGCCGGAUCCAGGUGUAGAAAGGGGAGGUAUCAAGGCGAGAAGAGCGGGUCCGGUCCUCUCCCGCCUGGAAAGUGGUUUCUGCCGGUCCCUGGGAACACCGGAGUAUCGGAUCUCGAUCCGUGGGGGCGGGGUCCUUGGAGGGGACGGAGCGACCCCUCUUGGGAACAGGCGGUCUAUUCGCAGGGACUGCUGUUGGAGUCUGAUUGGUUAGAGAGACAUUCCCUAAACCCCUGGGGAGCCCAACCCUUGGGGUUGGGGGAUCCCCAGUUCAGUACUCCUGCAUCUCCUAUCAUCGCAGGGCCCCUUCCCUAGUGACAUAUGUCCCUUGUCCGGGGCCAUGGAGACAUUGCAGCCACCACGGCGGCGCCUCUGUCUGAAGAAGGGGAAGUGACCUCCGGCCUCCAGGCUCUGGCCGUGGAGGAUACCGGAGGCCCCUCUGCUUCGGCCGAUCAAGCCGGGGAAGAGGGGGAAGGAGGCCGGGAGGAGACUGAGCAUGAGGGGUCCGGGGCCGAGGAGGUGCAGGGAGAAGCCCCCAGCACUGAGGGGGAAGAGCAUGCCAAGGGAGAAUCCGAGGACUGGUGCGUGCCCUGCAGCGAUGAAGAGGUGGAGCUGCCCGCGGAUGGGCAGUCCUGGAUGCCACCCCCCUCGGAAAUCCAAAGGCUCUAUGAACUGCUGGCUGCCCACGGCACUCUGGAGCUACAGGCUGAGAUCCUGCCCCGCCGGCCACCCACACCUGAGGCCCAGAGUGAAGAGGAGAGAUCCGAUGAGGAGCCAGAGACCAAAGAGGAGGAAGAGGAAAAACCGCACAUGCCCACAGAAUUUGACUUUGAUGAUGAGCCAAUGACACCAAAGGACUCCCUGAUUGACCGGAGACGCACCCCAGGAAGCUCAGCCCGGAGCCAGAAACGGGAAGCGCGCCUGGACAAGGUCCUCUCAGACAUGAAGCGACACAAGAAGCUGGAGGAGCAGAUCCUUCGUACUGGCAGGGACCUCUUCAGCCUGGACUCAGAGGAUGCCAGCCCCACCAGCCCCCCGCUCCGGUCCUCAGGAAGUAGUCUCUUCCCCCGGCAGCGGAAAUACUGAGCGCUGCUGCCCUUAGGGUGCAGAGCCUACUUGCCCUUCUUCCCUGACCCAGGCUGCUGGGAAACUUGGGAAGAGGAGAGACACUCCAAGCUCCCAACACAGCACCUUGCCAGAAAGAGGACAUACGUGUAUGUGUUUAUGUUUUCUAUUGAACAUCUCUUUGGAGACCUGGGCUAAAUUUUCUGAAUCUAAAAUAAAAAAUACCAAGUUAUCUUCUCUUAGAGGAGGGACUGCAGCUGGAACCGAAACAGCUGUGGAGAGGCAAAAUUGUACGCACCCAGAUUGGGAAAUUAAAGCCAGAUGGGGUAGAAGUGAACUCGGUCAGCACCUGCCCCCUGCCUCGGGCCGAGGACCCUCCCCAGUCUCAUGCCAGUGCUGCCAGCUGGCUCUGAGGUGGGAAUUCCUGCACUGAGUGAGCUGCAGUGCCUUCAGCUGCAGUAGAAGCAGCCCAGAGGAGAAAAAAACAAAACCAAACAAAUGAGAACCAGCUGCAAGGGCCCUUUAAAUGCCUAAGCCUCACCCCCUGAGUCUGCCCUGCCCUGCCGGGAAGUCAUCUCUAGGGCUGGGUGAAGGAGUUUCCUGAUCUGAGGACUCUGUUGCAGCCAGCCACACUUCUGGAUGUGAGUACUUCAUACAGGCCUCAAAGCCCCAAACCAGUUGGUGGGACCUUGUGUCCUUCAAGACCCUCUUUAGCUCUGUCCUGCCUUCUAGGGCUUGCUUCAUCUGGGGCAGGUGGUCUCUGAACCAGAACCGGGAGAAGAUGGGUGGAAGCUUAGCCUUGGGAGGCUUUGCUUUCCUUGGAGUUUUUUCUGGCUUCUGAAGUAAAGGUAGAUCAACUUGUCAUCUUGCCAACACCCUCACCCCUCCUAAUCUCAGGCCUCUCUGACCUUAAGCUCCCCCAUCAGCAGUAGGGGCAGAGGAAACUUAAGGGGUCCAUUUAGAUUCCCUCCUGGAGUGAGAUUGGUCCCUGCUAGACUCCCCCUGGGGACCUGAGCUCUGGCCUGUCCCUUUGAGCUUUGAAAAUGUGACUUGUCCCCGUUGAGAUUCCUCAACUCUGCAGACAUCGAGGCUUUCCUAUUACCCCACUCAGGGCUAUGCCCGCUGGUAAUAGGCUGUGCCACUCAGGGCCUUGCUGAUCAUUUGAGAAAUCAUCGGCAGAGUAAUCUUAAGGUAGGCUUGAUUUCCAGAGGCAUGGAGUUUGGUGAGCAAGGCUCUUUUUCUUUUUUUUUCUUUUUGGGACUGGGAAGUGAAAACAGGAAGCUCUCUUGGACCCACUGUGCUUCUAAGAUUCUGGGGAUCUUAGCAGCAUGGAGGGUUGGGGGAUAGUAGUAGAGGCAGGUGUGCCCUGUUUUCUCUGCUCCGUGUCUGGGUGGGCUCCUAGAUAUUAUGGGGAGAAAGGCUGGCUGUCACGGGUGCCAACUGACUGCCAGAAACUUCUGCCUGUUUCCACCCUUGGCACACAGUAUACUCUGCCUCCCCUGAGGGUGAGGCCUUCUGGACAGGGCAGCUCUCUAAAGCCAUGGGCACGUAGGGGCAGCCACCUUGAAUGGCUGGCCCAGGGAAAGCCAGAGAGCUCUAAGGUUACUCUGGCCUCCUUGUUGGGUGCUACUCUCCUAGGUUACCGAAAAUACCUUUGAACUGCAGUGGCACUAUCUCCUAGAGAGUACCCAGCUCCUCCCAGGUCCGUAAGUCCUUGUUCUAGUUUAGAAUCUUAUUGCCAUUUUUGCCGGAGACCACACUACUUCUUGGUUUGGGGGCUCUGCGGUCAUGAUACCUGAGGUGGAAUUCCAGCUCCGUCCUUUGAUCAUUGUGUGAUCCUGAGCAAAUUCCUUAAUUUGUAGGUUCUUAUGGGGAUGAAAUGAGUUAAUUAAAAGCAUUUAACACAA